Molecule: messenger RNA, 2070 nt
Organism: Ipomoea nil (Japanese morning glory)
Lineage: Eukaryota; Viridiplantae; Streptophyta; Magnoliopsida; Solanales; Convolvulaceae
Product: protein TIC 55, chloroplastic
Exons: 3
Coding region: 250-1875 (541 amino acids)
Biological process (GO): protein targeting to chloroplast
Cellular component (GO): chloroplast
Molecular function (GO): chlorophyllide a oxygenase activity; 2 iron, 2 sulfur cluster binding
Source: RefSeq, a predicted model, not a curated record
CUAUUCUAACAUAAUUAGACUGGUAGAAUUUUGUUUACAUCUCAAUCUAGUACAGUCUUGUGUAAUUCUACAUGUUUGUGUGGCUAACGUUAGUUCUACAUGGCAACAAGCAACAACCUUCUACGCUUCUGACUUCUAUGCAUGUUCAGUGUCCACCUCAACCCCACCCACCCCGCCACCCACACCCUCCGCUCCGUCGCCUUUCCCCGUUAAACCGCCGCCGCCUAGAAACCAGAAAGAAAGAACAAGAUGGCUUUGCUCCUGCUGCCUUUUGUCUCCGAUCUUUAUCUCCCAAAGCAUUCCCACUCUUCUUCUCUUCCAUUCCCAACUCCUAAACCCCAGAUUCAUUUUCCCCGUUGCCGGAAAAUCUCGAAGAAGCGCGGCUCCAAGUGCGCUGCAAUUGCAGAGAAAGUUGGGGGCGAUGGGGAGAGUGUGAUCUUGGGGCUCACUAGCCAAGAAUUGAAGGAUGAGAGGGUGGUGGUGGAGUACAAUUGGGCUGAGGAGUGGUACCCUCUCUAUCUCACCAUGAAUGUGCCUGAUGAUGCCCCUCUAGGGCUCACUGUCUUUGAUAAGCAGGUGGUUCUGUACCGGGAUGGCAGUGGGGUGCUCAGAUGCUUUGAAGAUCGAUGCCCCCAUAGGUUAGCAAAACUAUCUGAAGGCCAACUGUUUGACGGCAAACUUGAGUGUCUAUAUCACGGUUGGCAAUUUGACGGGGAUGGAAAAUGUGUAAAGAUACCCCAGUUACCCGAAGAUGCGAAAAUCCCGAGGUCUGCUUGUGCCAAACCGUAUGAAGUAAGGGACUCGCAGGGAGUGAUAUGGAUAUGGAUGUCUCACAAAACGCCACCAAAACCCGAAAAAAUUCCUUGGUUUGAGAACUUCGAUAGGCCUGGCUUUCGAGAUAUUUCGACCACCCACGAGCUCCCGUAUGAUCACUCGAUUCUUCUCGAAAACCUCAUGGAUCCUGCCCAUGUCCCUAUAUCUCAUGAUAGAACAGAUUUUACUGCGAAGAGGGAAGAUGCUGGGCCUUUAUUUUUCGAGGUGACGGAGAGGACUGGGCGUGGUUUUGCUGGUUGGUGGGGCAGAAAACCGGACCAAGGGAAACCAAAUUACAUCCCGAAUUUCUUACGGUUUGAAGCUCCAUGUGUUCUUCAGAACAACCGGGAAAUAAUUGGUGAGAACGGGGCGAAGGAUUACUUUUCUGGCCUCUUUCUUUGCAGGCCAUCUGGGCAGGGGAAAUCCAUGCUCAUAGUGAGAUUCGGGAACACGAGGGAAAGACCGGGGCUACUAAAGUUCAUCCCGGAUUGGUUCUUUCACCAGAACGCGGGCAAGGUUUUCGAGCAGGAUAUGGGGUUCCUGUCCUCCCAAAACGAGACGCUAAUCAAAGAACGGGUGCCCACGAAGGAACUCUACUUAAAUUUGAGAUCCUCGGACACUUGGGUAGCCGAGUAUAGAAAGUGGAUGGACAAAGUUGGGCACGGGAUGCCUUACUAUUUCGGGCACAGCUCCCUUUCCCCUCCCGAGCAGCCGGCCGUGGUCGAGCACGCCCCCGCGGGCCUCCUUGCCAGCCUCUCGGCUUCCCAACCAGCCAAGGGAGGGCUCGGGACGAUGCACGCUCCGAACUUCGCCAACAGAUACUUCCGACACGUGAUCCACUGCAAGUCCUGCAGGGGCGUGGUCAAGAGGUUCGAGACGUGGAAGAACGCCCUCGCUGCCGCCGCCCUCGUCUCGACUGCGGUGGCGAUUCUGGUGUCGGGAAGGCAGUGGAAGGCGGCGUUCUUGCUCUCGAUGGCCCUGUGCUUGGCCGGGGUAUAUGCCUGCUCUACUGCAAUUGCCAUGAAUACAACAAACUUCAUAAGGACUCACAGAAGGCUGUGAAUCCAGAGAAUUUAGUUCAGAUUUGGUUAUAUAUAGUUGCAUGCAGUUUUCAAGAUCUUAAAACUGUGAAGGGAGGAUUAGAACUUCCUCAUUUUAGCAGUAGACUAGGGGGGGUUAGCUUUGUGGUAUAUGGAACUCGAUGUGUUUUUAUUGGCCAAAAAAUAUGAAGAUUGUACAGAAACUUGGGAUGCUUUA